UACAAUUUCAGUUGUGGAUAAAGGAUUAAUAGUUGAUCGGACUUAGUAAGACUUUGAAAACAGAAGAAGAUAAUAAAAGCUUCUUGCGGCGGCGAUACAAUUCAACGCCGAGAAAAUCAACAAACCGCGUCUUCUUAAAAGAUCUCUUCACAUUAUAUGAUGAUAUGAUCAACCUUUUCUCCACCUCCAAAUCUUCCAUUUUCUUUACUGAUCCCAUCAGCCCCUAAUUCUACUGAGAUUUCACAUCCCCGGCGACCCGUUGCAGAUAUGGAACCACGACGUCGACGCCGUCCUCCCUUACUUCUACUUCUACUUCAGCUUUGUAUCUUCUUUCUCUUCUUCUUUUCUUCUUAUGCAGUCGAUUUCUUCUUCAAUUCCUUCUCAAACGAAUCGAAUGGCACUGAUUUCAUUCUCAUUAGCGACGCCAGGUUCGAUUCCCCUGUAAUCCGCCUCAACAACGACUCAAACCAGAAUUCAAUCGGUCGUGUUUUCUAUCACACGAAGCUAACUAUGAAACCCACUUCGAAUUUCUCAAAGAUUUCUUCCUUUUCAACUUCUUUUGUGUUCUCGAUCUUGCUGGAAGACGCUACUAGUCCAGGCUUCGGUUUGGCCUUCGUUCUUUCCAAUUCUACUUCCCCUCCCGGUGUCAUCGCCGGCCAAUACUUUGGUCUCUUUACUAAUUCAACAACCCACGUCGUUGCUCCACUUCUCGCCGUCGAAUUCGACACUGGCCGAAACACGGAGUUCAACGACCCAGAUGAUAGUCACAUCGGAAUCGAUUUGAACAGUGUGUUGUCGAGUAAAAUACACGGCGCUGGGUAUUUUGGUUCCAAUGGGCAAUUUAUUCCGAUUCAGAUGAGAAAUGGGCAAAACCUUCGCGCUUGGAUCGAAUUCGAUGGAGCAAAUUUCGAAAUUAAUGUCACAAUCGCCCCAAUUGGAAUUCCUCGUCCUUCGAUACCCACUUUGAGUUUUAGAGAUCCUUUAAUUGCAAAUUAUGUAUCGACUGAAAUGUUUGUGGGAUUUUCAGCAUCGAAGACAAAAUGGGUUGAGGCGCAAAGGAUUUUAGCUUGGAGUUUUAGUGACACUGGGGUUGCUAGAGACAUUAACACCACAAAUUUCCCUGUGUUUAUGAGAGAAUCACCACCAUCUCCUUUGUCGCCAGGAUCGGUUGCCGGUAUUGUAAUUGGCUGUGUUCUGUUUGUGAUCAUAGUUUCUGGGUUUGGAUUUUUUUGGUACUGGCGAAAGAACAGAGCAAAAGAAGAAGACGAAGAAAUUGAGGAUUGGGAACUUGAAUAUUGGCCUCAUAGAUUCUCCAACGAGGAGCUUUCACAAGCUACUGAUAAAUUUUCCGAAGAAAAUCUGUUGGGAUCCGGCGGAUUUGGAAGGGUAUUCAAAGGAACUUUACCAAACCACACGGAAAUCGCCGUUAAAUGUGUAAAUCACGAUUCAAAACAGGGGUUAAAGGAAUUCAUGGCAGAAAUCUCAAGUAUGGGUAGGCUUCAACAUAAGAAUCUAGUUCAAAUGCGAGGAUGGUGUCGAAAAAAAAAUGAAUUAAUGUUGGUUUAUGAUUAUAUGCCGAAUGGAAGUCUUAAUCGGUGGAUAUUUGACAAGCCCACAACGUUACUCAGCUGGAAGCAGCGACGCCGUGUACUCGGCGACGUUGCGGAAGGUUUGAACUAUCUCCAUCAUGGUUGGGAUCAGGUGGUGAUUCACAGAGACAUAAAAUCGAGCAACGUGUUGUUAGAUUCAGAAAUGAGAGGCAGAGUCGGCGAUUUUGGGCUGGCGAAGUUAUACCAACACGGCGAAACUCCGAACACCACUCGAAUUGUUGGGACUUUGGGGUAUUUGGCGCCAGAGAUUGCGACGGUGGCUACUCCAACAGCGGCUAGCGAUGUUUAUAGUUUUGGGGUUGUGGUUCUUGAAGUUGUGUGUGGGCGACGGCCGAUUGAGUUGGCAGCGGAGGAAGAAGAAAUGGUGCUUAUUGAUUGGGUGAGAGAUCUUUACUCUGCCGGCCGGUUGAUUGCGGCGGCAGACUCGAGAAUCAGAGAAGAGUAUGAGACUGAAGAGAUUGAAUUGAUGUUAAAGCUUGGUUUAGCUUGUUGUCAUCCGAACCCUGAACGCCGGCCUACAAUGAGAGAGGUGGUGGCAGUUUUGAUCGGAGAACAGCCAUCAGCGGAGUCGGUUGAGCUUUUAUCAGGAUUGGCCGGUGGCAUGGUUGACGACACUCGAAAUGUUGAUAUUUGAUUGCAUAAAAUGAAGUCGUCUUUAUUCACGGAGACUGCCACAAUUAUAUCCAUCAUCUAUUGAAUCUUUGCAAAGAAAGGUUAGAAGAUGGAAGAUUUUACUAUUUCUACAAAUGGAAAGAUUUUGAUAUUGAUGCGAAAGAGACAAAUUUGAAGCUUAUGAAUUGAUUUUGUAAGUGCUCAAGAGCCUUCCUUCAUGUAUAGACACAUUCAUCGUCUCCGAUUCACAGCUGAUCUUGCUGGUUUUUGAUCCCUUCGCUUUGUGUUCGAUGUUGGAGAAUAUCUCUGUUCAAUCCCAGCGAAUUACAACCAUACAUUGUUUUGAACUAUCAAAGUUUCUUGUGUUUAGAAUGAGUUUGUAUAAGAGAUACCAUUCAUAAAAUAAAUUUCAUGUUCUUUCUCUGUACAUUUUGAGUUUGGAAUUACAUUUCAUGAUCUUCUUCU
This is a messenger RNA of Cucumis sativus (cucumber), 2687 nucleotides long. Its product is annotated as L-type lectin-domain containing receptor kinase S.1. The transcript has a single exon. Gene Ontology annotation, cellular component: plasma membrane. Gene Ontology annotation, molecular function: protein kinase activity; ATP binding; carbohydrate binding. Lineage: Eukaryota; Viridiplantae; Streptophyta; Magnoliopsida; Cucurbitales; Cucurbitaceae. The record is from RefSeq and is a predicted model, not a curated record. Bases 268 to 2244 code for a protein of 658 amino acids. Gene Ontology annotation, biological process: protein phosphorylation.